This is a messenger RNA of Pogoniulus pusillus (Red-fronted tinkerbird), 389 nucleotides long. Its product is annotated as cytochrome c oxidase assembly protein COX14. NCBI's taxonomy places the organism in Eukaryota, Metazoa, Chordata, Aves, Piciformes, Lybiidae. The transcript has 2 exons. The record is from RefSeq and is a predicted model, not a curated record. Bases 108 to 266 code for a protein of 52 amino acids.
UCCCAGUACGCACCGCUGCCGCCCACGUGACGGCCGGGACCGGGCGCUUACCGGAGCGGAGCCGAGUCCCGGAGCCGAGUCCCGGAGCCCGAGGCGCAGGCGCAGCCAUGGUGUCCGGUAAGCAGCUGGCGGACUUCGGCUACAAGGCGUUCACCAGCUCCAUGCUGCUGCUGACGGUGUACGGCGGCUACCUCUGCGGCGUCCGCUACUACCGCCUGCUGCAGCGCCGCCGGGAGCGCCAGGCCGCCGCCGGCCCCGACAGCUGACGGCAGCCGGUACCGCCCGACCCCGGCUUGGCGAGGGAGCGGAGAAACGGCCCCGACGUGUCCCCAGGAUGUCCCCAGGACGGGAGCGGAGGUGGAGAGCAAUAAAAGCGCUGCGGGAAGGGC